Molecule: messenger RNA, 96 nt
Organism: Parastagonospora nodorum SN15
Lineage: Eukaryota; Fungi; Ascomycota; Dothideomycetes; Pleosporales; Phaeosphaeriaceae
Exons: 2
Coding region: 1-96 (31 amino acids)
Source: RefSeq, a predicted model, not a curated record
AUGACACCUGCGAACAUGCUACCUAUCUGCCCGAUGGCUGUGAAGAUGGCGAUGUAUAUUGUGCCGCUGUACAAACUCGAUUCGAAGAAACCUUGA